AGAAAACAGACUGGAAGCAGGACCUGUUGGAUUACCUAAUGAUGUAUAACGCAACACCACAUACAACAACAGGAAAACCGCCAGCAGAACUUUUCUUUAGGAGGCAAUUCCGAGACAAAAUACCAGCAGUGAAAAAUACAGUAAAGGAAAAUAAGUUGGUACCAAAUUUCAACUCAACCCCUCAUACGGUGGUAAAGAAAAAUGGUAGUGACGUCCAAGUAGAAAACGACGAAACUGGCCAGCAAUACAGACGUAAUGUCGUCCAUUUAAAAAAGACAGAGGGGCAAUGGAAAGUAAUAAACACUGCAGGGGAUGAGGAAACUUCACUUGAGCAAAAUAAUGAACACCAUACUUAAGUCGUAACAUUGUACAUUUCACACACAUAAAUACCUAAAAAUCUUAUUUAAAG
Molecule: messenger RNA, 409 nt
Organism: Acanthoscelides obtectus
Lineage: Eukaryota; Metazoa; Arthropoda; Insecta; Coleoptera; Chrysomelidae
Source: the annotation of a GenBank genome assembly